Messenger RNA from Charadrius vociferus (killdeer), 1129 nucleotides. RefSeq names its product phosphatidic acid phosphatase type 2A (gene PLPP1). The annotation marks the transcript as partial. Gene Ontology annotation, molecular function: phosphatidate phosphatase activity. Lineage: Eukaryota; Metazoa; Chordata; Aves; Charadriiformes; Charadriidae. The record is from RefSeq and is a predicted model, not a curated record. The transcript has 5 exons. Gene Ontology annotation, biological process: signal transduction; phospholipid dephosphorylation; phospholipid metabolic process.
CCCCCAACAGCUGGCUUACCCCUUGGUGUUCUAAACUUGGCCAAAAUAAAACCGUAUCAGAGAGGCUUUUUCUGUAAUGAUGACAGCAUCAAGUAUCCGUUCCAUGACAGUACCAUCACAUCCACUGUCCUCUACACAGUGGGGUUCACCCUGCCCAUUUCGUCUAUAAUCCUAGGAGAGACUCUCUCUGUCUUUUAUAAUCAUUUGCACUCAAAUUCAUUUGUCAGAAAUAACUACAUAGCCACUAUUUACAAAGCCAUUGGGACCUUCAUUUUUGGAGCAGCUGCUAGCCAGUCAUUGACAGACAUUGCCAAGUACUCCAUUGGUAGACUGCGUCCUCACUUCCUUGCUGUGUGCCAGCCUGACUGGUCACGAAUCAACUGCAGUCUAGGUUACAUUGAGAACUUCACUUGUCAAGGAGACAAAGCAAAAAUCAAUGAGGGAAGACUAUCAUUUUACUCUGGCCAUUCUUCAUUCUCCAUGUACUGCAUGCUGUUCCUAGCACUUUACCUGCAGGCCAGAAUGAAAGGAGACUGGGCAAGACUUGUACGUCCUACUCUACAAUUUGGUCUUAUUGCCACUUCUAUCUAUGUGGGUCUCUCACGUGUUUCCGAUUACAAGCAUCAUUGGAGUGAUGUUUUAACGGGACUCAUUCAGGGAGCAGUGGUCGCUGUGCUCAUUGUUGUGUACGUGUCUGACUUCUUCAAAGUGAGAGGAUGUACAUUUCAACCAAAAGAAGAUUCCCAUACAACCCUACAUGAGACUCCAACAAAUGGAAAUCACUUUGGCAGCAAUCACCAACCAUGAAGAAUGACCCCAUCUUGCUCUCUGAAAGGAAAACAAUUUCACAAGUCUAACUAUGUAAUAUAAGUAAAAGCCUUUAAGGGACUGCUGCUGCUCUUGGAUGCUCACUUUACCUGUAUAUAGUAACAUCUAGCACAGUUAUUGUAUAUCUAAACUUUAAAUUUCUGUUGGUUCAAGCUCUUGCUUACAAGAAAAAAGCUAUUCAAAAUGUAAAUUUUUAUUGAAAACAUGGUAACAGUUAUAUUACAUACACUGCUGUUUGUACAUGCCUUGUUGAAACAACUGUGGAAUACACACCAUUAAAAGUAAUUACUUGAGAUGGAAA